GUUGCCGACGAUAGUACACGGUAGUUCAAACAAAGGAAAGAUACAGCAACGCUCACAGUUCUCUCAGUCUUAUAAGCACACCAGUGUCGAUGGUUUGGAAACGCAGUUAUAUCGGGCAGUUAAUUAUUUUUUAUUGCUCUCUGAGAUUUUUGUAAGCCUACCAUAUGACGCACAUCAACAUGUACCGACCGACAACAAUAAAAAGCCUAACAUAUGGCUCAUAUUGCACAUCAUUUGGUGCAUUAUUAUAUAUGCCAGUCUCAUCGUUGCCAUAUACAGCGAGUACACGCAGGUCAACAUCGACCUGCCGACAAUACACAAGCCGUUAUAUUUUGGCGAAUAUCUAGUAUACAUAGUUCAUAUAUUCCACAUUAUGAUCAGCAGUUAUUGGGGCCGUCACAAAUGUCACCGAUUUUUGCGUACCCUAGCCGAUUUUGAUUACAACUUGGUUAAUUUUGAGAAACAACCGAAGUAUGAACGUUUAACGUGCUUCUUGAAAGCUCAUGUGUUUUUGGUAGUUUUGUUUGCCAUUGCGACUGUCAGCGUCAAUUACUUUUACAGUAAUGGCAUUUUCUUGAAUUACACACGUAGUCUCGUCGUCUAUCUGUUGCCGAACCUAAUAUUGUCCAUCUCACUCAUUCAAUACUAUACGCUGUUGUACGCUAUCGCUCAACGCUCGAGACGCUUCAAUGAAAUCCUGCACGCAGAGCUUUCGCAGAAGAAUAGUCCACGUAUUUUUAAUGAAAGACUGCAACGUAUUCGACUACUCUAUUCAACUCUACAGGUAUUUACGAAGGAAGUGAAUAAUAGUUUUGGAUUUUCGGUCGUCUUGGUAUACAUUGGAUCAUUCACAAAUUUGGCGGUGAAUAUUUUUUUGAUCUACAAAUAUGUAGAUGCGGGGAAUAUGUCGGCAAUCUCAUGGAUUUUCUACUUGUUGGUUUGGACGACCAUGCAUAUUGCUAAGAUGUUUCUGAUACUUUACUACAACCAUAACAUCCAGAAUCAGAACAAUAAUACAGUCCUAAUAAUGAAUGAAAUUGGUGGCCAAAAUACGGAAAUGGAGGAUACAGUUGGUUAUCCUUUUUUUUUCUUUUCCAAAUAAAUUUUUUGUUGUCCUUUAUUAUUAUUUGCAGAUCACACAUUUUGUAUUGCAAUUAAUCAUAAACACGCGAACAAAUAUUGUCUGCGGUGUUGCAGAAUUAAAUCUCAAAUUUAUUACAACACUUUUAACGGGCAUGUCCACCGUCUUCAUAUUUUUACUGCAAUAUGCCAUAACUUACGAGGCCCUUAAGUUAACGCAGAACUCGGGGAAUCCCAAGCCCAAUGUUUGAACGAACGUAAUAAAGAACAGUUGUUCGUUCAUAAAAGACAAGCGAACGCAACGAACAAAAAAAUAUUCGCGAAAAUUUUCUAUUGAAUUAUUUGUCGGAAGCAUACUCGUAAUAAAAGUAAAUUGAUGAUCUGGCAGCACUUAAACAGCUGUUUAAUAAACAUUGCAAUUCAACAAAAAAGUAUUUCACGUGGAAAUAGUUCGGAUAACUAACUUAUAAUAUUCUAUUAAUUAAUAAAAUCAAUACAAUUAAAAAAAAAAUUAGUUAAGAAUGUGUGAAGUCGACACUAUUACUAAAAUCGCCAAAACCCUUGGUGUUCCAGCUGGUGAAGUAACGCUUAAUUCUGAAAAGAUUAUCACUCGCACGAAUAACAACAACACGGUAUCUGGUUUUGCCACUAUUCUUAACGCACUCGCACAAGAAUCUAAAUCAGAGAUUGCACGCAACAGUUCAGCGACACGCGAAAUUGCCGCGGACGUCUACCAAUGGAUUGAAUUUGCUGUAUUGUAUGUGGCACCUGGUUCCAAAGACAAACAUAUAUCCCAACAACUACUACGUGACUUCAAUAAUCUAUUCAGCACUAAAUCCUACUUAGUAGGAUAUCUUAUUACAUUAGCGGAUUUAGCUAUAUUUUAUGCCAUCCACAAUUUGAUGAAAUCUCUUUCCCCGGUCGAAAAAGAAAAUUAUUUAAAUCUCUCCCGCUGGUUUGACCAUCUGCAACAAAGACCAGAAAUACGUCAAGGCGGUAAUAUGCUCAACUUCACCACAAUUUACUUGCAUGGUUGGGCGACAGGCACACAUAUAUAAAUCUUCCACACUUCAUGUUAACGAACUAUUUAUUUUCCCCCGUGAAUAACAAUGACAACAUAAAUGAAAAAUACUAAGUAGGAAAAUGUGUACGUAUUUAUUUGAAAUCACUUAAUGUAUUACAUACUAAAAUAUGCUCAAUCAUCAUUUCUGUUCAUUACUUUUUUUUUUAAGUAAAAAGUAAUUUGGAAUAAAAUACAGUAUUUUGCCAGCUAUUUAAUAUUUCCGUGAAGUAAAUGCUAUUAUCAGUUCUUACGUUCUUCAAAAAAAUUUUAAGAUCUUAAAAAUUUCCAAAUUUAUUACAAAUCAUUUACUCUCAAAUUCAUAUAAUAGGUUUGCAAAAUAUUUGUAGUUCAAAAAUUGAAGAAAAUAAAUUUUAACCCUUAUGAAUUAUUGAUUCUUUCACUCUUGAUGCCGAAAAGGGAUUCGACUUCUUUUUAGAAUUUCACCCGCAUUCAUCUUUACUCUAAUUGGCAUGUACUUCGCGUGGUGAAUUCAUAGAAUUAUUCAAUUCGCCCGGUUCGGUGCACUUCCAGAGCCCAUAGGUUUUACCCACAGUUGUCUGCCAAAGUCGCAAUGUGCCAUCUUCAGAGCCACUGGCAUACAGCUCACCAUCCGGGCUAAACUUCACAGAAUGCACUGGACCAAAAUGACCUUUAAAGGAUUCUGUGAAGAAAGUAAUAGCGUAUAAAUGUUAAAUAUUUGUUAUUUUACACACACAUAUUUAUCCAUUAAAUACUCACCAAUUUCAUUACCGGUUAUAUAAUCAAAUUUGUACAUCUUAAAAUCUUCACCACCACAUACAAACACAUGUUUGUCGGGAUGUAAACUAGCCGACGAUACAUUAGUCGGCACUUUCACCUCUUUCAGCUUUUUCAAUGUGUCCACUUCCCAGAAGCUGAUGGUCGAACCAUGUGUUAUCGUUAGAAUGUGAUUAUCAGCCGAUAUUUCUAAGCUAUUCGGAUUGUGGGGAAACUGCAGUCGUUGUAUCUCAUUGCCAGUUAAACGAUCCCACAAGCGUACGGUUUUAUCUUCAGCUGCAGACAGUAUACACUUAUCGUCACGACAAAAGAGUGCACGUUUCAAAGCACCUGCAUGACCGGCGUACAGUUCCGGUUCGACAUUCGGUUGCUCCAUAUUGAAUACACGCACCAAUUUCUCAUUGCUACCGGUGACAAUAUUCUCUGAAUUUGUAUCGAAUGCAACUGAUUUCACAAUAUGCUUAUGUUGGAAACUGUGGAUUUCACCGCCCGUAACGGCAUUCCAAACUUUUCCAGUAAAGUCUGCAGCACCAGAAGCGGCCAAAGUGGCAUUCCUGUUCAACGCCACACCCCAAACGGCACCUUUGUGACCUUCGAAUGUACCCACCCAAUCACCGGUGUCUCCUUGUCGCAACAUAGGGCUACCAUCUGUAGUAAUUGAAAGUAUAUUAAAAACAAAAUUAAAUAUCAAUAAAAGUGCUCUAACAACUUA
This is a messenger RNA of Bactrocera oleae (olive fruit fly), 3611 nucleotides long. It is a transcript of the gene AIMP3, whose product is annotated as aaRS-interacting multifunctional protein 3. Gene Ontology annotation, biological process: positive regulation of DNA damage response, signal transduction by p53 class mediator. The record is from RefSeq and is a predicted model, not a curated record. NCBI's taxonomy places the organism in Eukaryota, Metazoa, Arthropoda, Insecta, Diptera, Tephritidae. Gene Ontology annotation, cellular component: aminoacyl-tRNA synthetase multienzyme complex; nucleus; cytoplasm.